This is a messenger RNA of Etheostoma cragini (Arkansas darter), 1217 nucleotides long. Its product is annotated as inositol monophosphatase 1-like. Bases 217 to 1068 code for a protein of 283 amino acids. The transcript has 9 exons. The record is from RefSeq and is a predicted model, not a curated record. Gene Ontology annotation, molecular function: inositol monophosphate 1-phosphatase activity. NCBI's taxonomy places the organism in Eukaryota, Metazoa, Chordata, Actinopteri, Perciformes, Percidae. Gene Ontology annotation, biological process: inositol metabolic process; phosphatidylinositol phosphate biosynthetic process; signal transduction.
AAAGAGGUAGUUUAUUUUGUCCCCUCAGGUUUCUCUUAAGAAACACGUGAGGGCGUUGCUAGUACUUUUCCCACUCCGUCAUGUCAGCUUUUUUAAAAGUUUGCUUCAUCUCUCCAAUGAGGGAAUUUAGAGUUCAGUUUUUUAAAGGAAACAGCCUUUGACAGCCCCAGGUGUCUUGACAAGACUCUCCUAAGUCAGCCACCCCUUACAAACAUAAUGGCCGACCCAUGGCAGAAUGAAUAUGACUUUGCUGUUCAAGUGGCAAGAGCAGCUGGAGCGAUAAUUAGGAAUGCCGGGGAGGAUGAAAUAAAGGUCCAGACAAAAAGCUGCGCUGUAGACCUUGUCACUCAGACUGACGAAAGGGUGGAGAAAAUCAUCAUCGGGUCUCUUAAAGAACAAUUUGGAAAUGGCACACACUGUUUUAUUGGAGAAGAGUCAGUCGCAAAAGGAGAGCCAUGUAUCUUAACUGACAAACCUACAUGGAUCAUAGACCCUGUGGACGGCACCACCAACUUCGUGCAUGGAUUCCCAUUCGUGGCUGUGUCUAUUGCCUUUGCUGUGAAUAAAGAGUUGGAGUUUGGUGUGGUGUACAGCUGCUUGGAAGACAAGAUGUAUAAAGCAAGGAAAGGGAAGGGAGCUUUCUGCAAUGAUGAACCGAUUAAGGUGUCCGAUGUAAACGACAUCAAUAAGUCCAUUAUCAUCUCUGAGCAUGGAACUGACAGGAGCAUAGAAAAGGUAACCAAGAUCUUCUCAACCAUGCAGAAGAUCCUCUGCAUCCCAGUGCAUGGGCUCCGUGGGUCAGGGACAGCUGCCACUAACAUGUGUCUGGUGGCGUCGGGGGCGUCGGAGGCCUUCUUUGAGAUUGGGAUCCAUUGCUGGGACAUUGCUGCCGGAGCGGUUAUAGUCAAAGAAGCUGGCGGGCUAGUACUGGAUGUUAAUGGGGGGCCGUUUGAUUUAAUGUCUCGAAGGAUGGUUUCAGCAAACAACAAGGUUAUUGCUGAUAGGAUCAUCAAGGAAAUUGAAAUAUUCCAAGUGGUGAGGGACGACGCUCCGAUACAGAAGAAAUGACAAUAUCCAAAUGGGAGAGGAGUCUAUCCCAGCCAAUUACUGUAUGUCAAAAUAAAAAGUCACUUUGCUGUAAUCACUACUGAUUGUCUUUCAAUUUGCAUACUGGGUGUGUUUCAUCGGCUGCACUUUUUUAACCAAAGGAAAUCAUU